Acanthamoeba castellanii str. Neff is the source of this 1032-nucleotide messenger RNA. Its product is annotated as epithiospecifier protein. The record is from RefSeq and is a predicted model, not a curated record. Gene Ontology annotation, cellular component: cytosol. Gene Ontology annotation, molecular function: protein binding; enzyme regulator activity. NCBI's taxonomy places the organism in Eukaryota, Discosea, Longamoebia, Acanthamoebidae. The transcript has 8 exons. The annotation marks the transcript as partial.
UGGCCUGUAGUGUUUGUGGUGGCAGUUGGCGCAGGCUCACCGGUCGUCAAGCGGGCAGCGUGCCCCUCGGUCGCAGCUCCCACAGUGUGGUGGCCCUCGAGGGCUACAAGGUGGCGGUGUUCGGAGGCGAGCACGAACCGCGGCACCCGAUCGACAACGCUGUGCACGUCCUCGACGUGGCCUCAGCUCACUGGGUCCGUCUUGAGACCUCGCCCGACCACCCCGCCCCCUCAGCCAGCUGCGGCAUCGGUUGGCAAUCGGUUCUACAUGUUCGGCGGGCGCACGGGCGUGGACCAGGAGGAGACGAGCCUGGGUGACAUGUGGGAGUUUGAUGCGGCCACCACGCGCUGGAGGCAGAUCGAGGCCGAGGGAGCUCCGGCCGCGCGCAGCUACCACGUGAUGGCCUCGCACGCCCAGCGCGUCUACGUGUUCGGCGGCUGCGCUGCCAGCGGCCGGCAGAACGAUCUGUUCGCAUUCGACACCGAGAAGCAGGCGUGGGAGAAGCUGGAGCACACCGGCACCGCCUCGGAACAGCCCUCAGUGCGAGGCGGCCCCGCCCUCUUCGCCACGGCCGACAAGGUCUACGUCUUCGGCGGCUUCAGCGGAAAGGAGAUGGACGACUUCUGGGCCUACGAUCUGAACGGACGCAAGUGGGAGGCCGUGCAGGCCCAGGGCGACCGCCCCACCGCGCGCAGCGUCGCCGCCUGCGCGGCGCUCGGUCACCACCUCUUCCUCUUCGGCGGCGAAGUCGAUCCCUCGAUUCACAUUCAAAUCACCGAACGAACGAACAACGCCCGGCCAGCGGCGCAAGGGCACGCGGGAGCGGGCGACUACAGCAACGAGACCUUCAUCUUCGACACCAACACGCUCACCUGGAUCAGGAAGGACGGCGCAAGCGAAGAGAUCCCCACGCCGCGAGGCUGGCUGGCAGGUGCGGGGCUGCAGGACGAGCAGUUCCUCCUGUUUGGCGGCUUCGACGGCAAGGAGCGCACGGGCGACCUCUUCCUCUACUCGAGUACCGCGCAACAGUGA